This is a messenger RNA of Capsicum annuum, 1891 nucleotides long. Its product is annotated as zeatin O-glucosyltransferase. Gene Ontology annotation, molecular function: UDP-glycosyltransferase activity. The coding region runs from base 115 to 1461 and encodes 448 amino acids. The transcript has a single exon. The record is from RefSeq and is a predicted model, not a curated record. NCBI's taxonomy places the organism in Eukaryota, Viridiplantae, Streptophyta, Magnoliopsida, Solanales, Solanaceae.
GAAGAAGUAAUUGAUUCUACUGAUUUGCUUUUGUUCAUCAGAUCUCAUAGACUUCAGUUCAUUCCUCUCAAAAAAAAAAAAAAAGAAUUGAAUCGUCAAACCCCUUUUGGUUCCAUGGAGAUUAACAGUGAAAAUGUUGCAAACAAUGAACAAAUCAGUGAAGUAGUUGUAGUAAUUGUUCCAACUCAAGCUCAAGGCCAUCUCAAUCAACUUCUCCAAUUUGCCUGUCUAGUUUCCUCUUUCGGUCUCUCUGUUUACUAUAUUGGCUUAGCCAACUGCAACUAUCAGGUCAGGAUUCGAGCCAACGCCUUAAACCCUUCGGAUAUAGCCAAGAUCCACUUUCAUGACCUCCCAAAUGGUCGGGGAGGCAAAAUCCCAUCAGUGUGGGAUACUUGUAUGCUUCUACAAGAGCCCAUUGCUUCCUUCAUUCGUGAUAUGUCCUCAAAAUCAAGACGAGUUGUUGUUGUUCAUGAUUAUUUAAUGUCCUAUAAUGUUCAGGUUGUUUCUUCCUUGCCCAAUACUGAAUCCUAUGUGUUUAGUUGCAUUUCAGCUUUCUCUUCGUGCAGUUUGAAGAUGUUAGACAUCCAACUUGAAGAUCAAGAAUUGCUUAAAAAGCUACCCUCCCUUGAAGGAAUUUUGACAGACGAAUUCAGGGACUUAUUAGCUUCUCAGCAUCGGUAUAAGGAUAUUAGAUCAGGUGAUAUUCAUAAUACAAGCAAAGUAAUUGAUGGCAAGUAUCUUGAUUUGCUGGCACAAGCAGAAUUUAAUCUGAACAAGAAACAAUGGGCAAUUGGACCUAUUCUUCCUACUAAACUCGAUCAUAGGAACAAUAUAUGUUUUGAGUGGAUGAACAAACAACCUCCAAACUCAGUUCUUUAUAUAUCUUUCGGAACAACAACUUCAUUUUCUGAUAGACAAAUCAAGGAGCUCGCGGUGGGAUUAGAACAAAGCAAACAGAAGUUCAUAUGGGUACUGAGAGAUGCUGAUAGAGGAGAUAGCUUUACUGGGGAAGCUAGAAGACUUGAGCUGCCAAAAGGGUUUGAGGAGAGAGUUAAAAAUGUAGGUUUAGUGGUAAGAGGAUGGGCACCACAACCAGAAAUCUUGGCUCAUUCUUCCACGGGUGGGUUCAUGAGUCAUUGUGGCUGGAACUCUUGCAUAGAGAGUAUUACUGUGGGGGUGCCUAUAGCUGCUUGGCCUAUGUACGCUGACCAACCGAGAAAUGGUUUCUUGCUGACGGAAAUGUUGAAAAUAGGUCUCAUUGUGAGGGAGUGGGAGAAACGUGAGGAGCUGGUGAGUGCAUCCACCAUUGAGAAUGUCGUGAGGAAGUUGAUGGCAUCAGAUGAAGGCGAUGUGAUUAGAAAAAGAGCAAAAGAAUUGGGAGAAGCUGUAAGGUGUUCAACAGAGAAAGGGGGAGCUUCUCGAAUGGAGUUGGAUUCUUUCAUCGCGCAUAUCACAAGAUAGACUUGUAUAUCAACAGAAUUUGGCAAGGCGGACGUUCUAGCUCUUUCUUCUUUGAUUUUCUCUUUUCAAGUUGUUUGGUUACUCUAAAUUUUCUUUAAACCUGUUAUUUAUCUGUUUCAUGGCUCAGACUAAUUUAAACUACCUUAAAUUUCUUUGAUCUUGGAAUGCUAGGAGGGAAGACUAGUUAGAUGUUAUCAAGAUGUUCAUGAUCUUAUUUGAUUUGAUGUCACAAAUUAGAAACUAUCAUUAAAUGUGAAGUUCAACGCUAAGUGGAAACACAUUUGAGGAGCAAGAUCCUAAUUUUCAGUAGUUGUUGAAUACUCCAAAUUAGUUCAACAUAAAUUAUUUGCAAGCUGAAAUAGCUGGACUUGCAUAUUUGUUGCCCACAUGAUGCAAAUAUGUGAUAUUUAAAUUUGCUUAUUAUACUGGA